AUGACAACCCGUUACCGUGUCGAGUAUGCUCUCAAGACACACCGAAGAGACCAAUUUAUUGAAUGGGUCAAGGGUCUUCUAGCUGUUCCUUUCGUUCUCUACUCUCAGCCCACUGGCGUUUUUGGAGAUGGACCUAGUGUUACUCAGAUGGCCGAAGAGGCUCACCGCCGUUACGCUGAGAUUAUGCGUGACGUUGAGCUCAUGAUUGAUGAUCACAUUAGCCGUCAGCAAGAUGAUACCAUGCUCCCGUCCAAGUUGCGGAUGCUGAUUCCCACUGCGGGCCCUUUCUUCACCCGCCUGCCCCUGGAAGCAGCUUUCAAGUAUCAGGACAGAAAACGGUAUAUCUCAUCACGAAGAUUUGUUGCUCCAUCCUUCAACGAUGUCAGACAGAUCCUCAACUCAGCCCAGUCCAUGGCUGUAACAAAUGGAUCACUGCAGUUGGCCACGUUUGAUGGUGAUGUGACCUUGUAUGACGAUGGGUUCAAUCUUGAGCCAUCGAGUCCUGUGAUUCCCCGUCUUCUCGAUCUCCUACGAAAAAACAUCAAGAUUGGUAUUGUCACGGCUGCUGGUUACACAUCUGCCGAUCGCUACUAUGAGCGCCUCCAUGGAUUGCUUGACGCAAUUACGGAGUCAACUGAUCUGGAUCCUAUUCAGAAGCAAAACAUCGUCAUCAUGGGAGGUGAAGCAAACUACCUGUUUGAGUACUCACCUUCUUCGCCCUACAAGCUCGCUCCUGUCCCGCGCACUCAGUGGCUGACACCCGAGAUGGCCUCAUGGUCGGAUGCUGACAUUACAAGAUUGCUGGAUGUUGCCGAAGGUGCCCUUCGUGACUGUGUCAACAACUUGAACCUGCCUGCCAUGAUCAUGCGCAAGGACCGUGCUGUCGGUAUUAUCCCCAAGACGCCAGGUACUCGCAUCGCCCGUGAGAGCCUUGAGGAGACUGUUCUUGUUGUUCAGCGCAUCCUGGAGCUCAGUAGUCUCGGAUCCAGCGAAGAGCGCCCAACCAAGCACCGACCCAACUCUCCUCCAAUUCCACCUUCAGUGGCGAGCCAAUCACGCCGCGUGCCAUUCUGUGCAUUCAACGGAGGUAAUGAUGUGUUUGUCGAUAUUGGUGACAAGAGCUGGGGUGUGACUGUUUGCCAGCAGUGGUUUGGUAGCAAGGAGAAUGGUGGCGCCAUUCGCGGAGAGAACACGCUGCACGUAGGCGAUCAAUUCUUGAGUGCUGGAUCAAAUGACUUCAAGGCGAGAAGUGUCGGAACAACAGCCUGGAUCGCAAGCCCAGCCGAGACCGUGGAGCUGCUUGACGAGCUGGCUGAUCUGAUGCAAAAGAAAUUGUCCUGAUUGCAAGCAGAUUUGGGCUUUCUGCAUGAGAGGUCUGUCUUGGGCAUAUUCUGAUUCUCAAUCAUGCCGGGAGUAGAUUGGCUUUGUUCGAGGAGAGCCUCGCGUAUGCGUGGACCUUUGCCUUUGAUUGUGGCAUCGGCAACAAGCCCGUCUACCCCCUGGCAACACGGGAGAUUAAUCCGCGCCGACUUGUGUUCAGACGAAUGGCAGAAAUUGCUGACGGAUUAAUUACUUGCUUGGCCUAACCUAUCCCAGAUAUCAUGCUGG
Molecule: messenger RNA, 1608 nt
Organism: Fusarium oxysporum Fo47
Lineage: Eukaryota; Fungi; Ascomycota; Sordariomycetes; Hypocreales; Nectriaceae
Product: IMP 5'-nucleotidase
Exons: 5
Coding region: 1-1341 (446 amino acids)
Biological process (GO): nucleotide metabolic process; nicotinic acid riboside biosynthetic process; nicotinamide riboside biosynthetic process
Molecular function (GO): magnesium ion binding
Source: RefSeq, a predicted model, not a curated record